UCUAUUAUAUCAAAAAGAUAUCAGGGUUCGUGGUCAUUGGCAUUUCUGGUUGGUCGUUGCGUCAUGGGCUAAGCAUGGACAUUGCCAUCAUUAUAGACAGUCAACUGUACAGACUUGCAGCGGUGAUUCUCGUUGUUGCCGGCUGCAGUGUCGUCAUUAUUUCAAUCAUUGGAAUUGUUGGAAUCAGACAAGAAAACAAGUGUUUCCUCGUCGGAUACAUUGUAACGUUGAUAGUAAUCUUCUGCAUGGUAUUCGUAGCUGGUGUCUUUUCUGUAGCAAUUUUUACCCUGGCAGAAAACACUUUAGAGUUUCAGAUGCUAAAUACGCUAAACAGGCGAUAUGGUACGGGAGGCAACGAGGACGCAGAAGAUCCAAUGACUGCCGCAUGGAACAACAUCCAAGGAACAGUAAGCCUAUCAGAAACAUUGAAAAUCGCAUAAUUCCAUAAAAUCGUUUUUACGGAUAUCAUUACUUUGCGUAGCGAUUUCUUGGAAGCAAUAGGCCUACUUUUCAUUUCUGCAGAGGCGAAUCCAAUAGGGGCAUGGGGACAGGUGCCCCC
Molecule: messenger RNA, 559 nt
Organism: Anneissia japonica
Lineage: Eukaryota; Metazoa; Echinodermata; Crinoidea; Comatulida; Comatulidae
Exons: 3
Coding region: 75-440 (121 amino acids)
Cellular component (GO): membrane
Source: RefSeq, a predicted model, not a curated record